Molecule: messenger RNA, 831 nt
Organism: Aspergillus mulundensis
Lineage: Eukaryota; Fungi; Ascomycota; Eurotiomycetes; Eurotiales; Aspergillaceae
Product: Frag1/DRAM/Sfk1 family protein
Exons: 5
Coding region: 1-831 (276 amino acids)
Cellular component (GO): plasma membrane
Source: RefSeq, a predicted model, not a curated record
AUGUGGAUUAUCUCUUUCUGGGUCUUCCCUGUCAUUUCGGCGUGCAUGUGGAUAGCCAUGCUCGCCGCAAUGCUAGGGACAUGGUGCGUCCAAGGCCAGCCUAUCUACUCGAGUAUGGAGCAAGGACAGACAAUCGCGUAUAUAUCUGACGUGGGCGCACAGGGCUUGAAGCCAUUGUUUAUUACUGGCAGCGUCAUCACAGUCGUCUUCCUCGAUCUCUCAUUCAUCUCGGAGCGAUGGCUGCGGCAUUCUGGGCAGCUGGUUCGGAACAAGGGGCGUUUUGACAAAUUCUGCGCUAUCGCGUCUAUAUUCUUUAGUAUUGCGGGGGCCUUGGGUUUAAUACUGCUGUCCGUGUUUGAUACUCUACGGCAUCCGCAUCUACAUGACGGUUUCCUGGCCCUGUUCCUCGUCGCAUAUCUUGUCAGCGCUAUUCUCAUCUGCAUCGAGUACCUCCGCAUUGGCAUUUUCUACCGUUCCCAGCACCGUGUGCUCUUGGCUAGUUUUAUAAUAAAGGCUUUCUUCGUGGUGGUGGAGGUCGCUUUGGCUAUUGGCUUUGGUGUCUGCGGCUGGCAUAGACCGCACCACAGGAACACAGCUGCCAUCCUUGAAUGGGUGAUCGCUCUGGUCUUUACAUUCUACGUUCUCUCCUUUGUUGUCGAUCUGCUACCGUCCGUUCGUACACGGAACCAUGUACCUCAAGGCGAGAAGCGCAUGGAUUCAGCCACCGACUCGGAUCAACCCGAGAUGGUGUACGAAGAGCCACUGACGCAGGAUUCAGCCGGGCCGAACGCCAAUGGGAACACGAACUACUACCGCGGGGCGCACGUUUAG